Messenger RNA from Thermochaetoides thermophila DSM 1495, 672 nucleotides. RefSeq lists its product as uncharacterized. Gene Ontology annotation, cellular component: mitochondrion. Gene Ontology annotation, biological process: autophagy of mitochondrion. Bases 1 to 672 code for a protein of 223 amino acids. The transcript has 2 exons. The record is from RefSeq and is a predicted model, not a curated record. Lineage: Eukaryota; Fungi; Ascomycota; Sordariomycetes; Sordariales; Chaetomiaceae.
AUGGCUGCGAAGGGCGUUUCGGUGCUCAAGUUUGUGGGCACCGUCUCGCUUGGUGUCAUGACGGGCCUUUCCUACACCCUCUCCUCGCUCACAAUUCCCACGCUCCUGACCCUCCCUUCGGCCGAGACAGCUGCCCAGGCAUUCGACGCCCUCACGGCGACGGCCACUCGCCAUCUUCGUUCCCUGUCCUCCAUAUCUUCAUCUGCCUUUGCCCUUGCCUACUUAUUCUCCCCGCGCCCUUAUCGCCAUCCUUAUCUGCUCUAUGCCUCGGCUCUGGCCCUGGGUUCCCACCUCGCCGCCUCGGACUUGCUGGCCCCCUACCUGAUCUCCCUCGACCCCGCUACCGUGUCUGCUUCUGCCUCGAGGCAGAGGAAGGAGAGGCAGAAGCAGAAGAAGGAGAGGCUCGAUCGCAUGAGGAUGGAGGCUAGCUACGAGAUGCUGGGCGUUGAUGCGCACAGUGAGGGCAGCGUUGAGGCUAGCGGCGAGGAGCUUGAGGGUGAGGAGAGCGGCGCUGUCAAUGGCGAGGAGGUGCGCGCUGAGGUUGAGACUUUCCUCAAGAAGCAGAUCGUGCGCAGCGCCUUUGCUGGCCUGGGCUUCUUGCUCUCUGUUGUGGGUAUUUGGGGUGAUGGUGUGGGCGUCGUCUCUGGCCCGACGAUUGUCGUUGAGGCGUAG